Molecule: messenger RNA, 1167 nt
Organism: Fibroporia radiculosa
Lineage: Eukaryota; Fungi; Basidiomycota; Agaricomycetes; Polyporales; Fibroporiaceae
Exons: 3
Coding region: 1-1167 (388 amino acids)
Source: RefSeq, a predicted model, not a curated record
AUGCCCAUGCACUACACAGGCCUAUCAGCGUCAUCUCUAUCAGGACCAUCAUCCAGCAAGUCGUCCAUUGAACAUUAUGGUAGACAAGAGGUCAUCAAUGUGGAUGCAGACAGUGGGGGCGAUGCCAACGAUAACGAAGAGGAGAAGGAAGAGGAGGACAAACACAAGUACAAUGUGGAUGCGAUGGAAGUAGACAAUGUUGUCUCUUGGACGGUGUCAUUGUCAGAAUGGCGUUCAGGUCAAAGUUCGAUCCAAGGAGAUGCAUCUGGGUCUGGGUCGGGUUUGAAGGUUAACGUCAACAGCAGAAAGAAGACAAAGGGCAAUGAGAGACAAGUAGAGCCUCAAGUUCAACCUGUCUGGCCAUCUUCAUCACCAUCAUUGUCAUCACCAUCAUUGUCAUCACCAUCAUCACUAUCGUCGUUGUCAUCGUCCGCCACACCAUUUCAGGCAAGUCUCAUCAUGAUACCAGACCCCACUAGGAGUACAACUGCACAGCUUGCCGCAUUAGACAACUCUUACCUUCUGUGUACGAUAUUGGUUGAGCAGUGGAAUACUAUCAAUCACCUCACCAGACAUGCUCAUCUAUCAUUGGUUCCGCAUGAAGUAACGGACGUCAGGAUGAUUCAGGCGGUGAUAUACGAUUGGCUAUGGGUAGCCAUGCUGAUGGCAUCCCUGGAGAACGGAAACCUGUGGGACGUCACCUACAUGUCGUGGGAUACAUUCAUAGAUGCAAUGCUGGAUCCAAUUGCUAACAAAGAAACAAUUCAGCAGUUGAAAGAGGUAGACGUUGUUAUCGGUGGAAUCGACUAUACCAUUGCAUACGAUAUCACGACAACAUAUAACCUGAGCAUGGACGAGAUUGAGACAUACGAGGAGACAUAUGAUGAUAUCAAAUAUGAUGUUCUAUUCUGGCCUACGAGGACAGCGAUGAAACGACUGGCGUUCAAGACUAACCUACUGCAACUUUUGGAUGAUGUUGCGAAGACAGUAACAAAGACGUAUCGCCCAUCCUGGACAGAGAUAGAUGUCGACGAUCCGAUGACGGUGAUACCUCGAGACACUGUCCUCAAGUGGGUUCCAUCCAACAUGGGUAGCCAUAUCUACUUUCCCGUUCACUUCAGGCCUGACCACGCACAGCGCCAAAUGCUACGAUACCUCCAGAAAUGA